This is a messenger RNA of Cydia splendana, 840 nucleotides long. It is a transcript of the gene Brms1, whose product is annotated as breast cancer metastasis-suppressor 1-like protein. Bases 115 to 840 code for a protein of 241 amino acids. The record is from RefSeq and is a predicted model, not a curated record. NCBI's taxonomy places the organism in Eukaryota, Metazoa, Arthropoda, Insecta, Lepidoptera, Tortricidae. Gene Ontology annotation, cellular component: Sin3-type complex. Gene Ontology annotation, biological process: negative regulation of transcription by RNA polymerase II. The transcript is spliced from 5 exons. Gene Ontology annotation, molecular function: histone deacetylase binding.
GUUGGCAAUUUGGCAUCUAAAGGGAGCGAAAACAGCCAAAUCACAGAAAAAUCUGUCCUACUUUUCGAAAAAAGCUUGUUUACCGCGUGUGACCCCAUUAUAAACUCGUACAAAAUGCCGUCUAUGAAAGUGGAAGGCGACAGUGACGGGGAUGGUGAUUUGUCUGGUGGUGAAACCGAGAGGUCCGGAGGAUCCUCCCGGGGUCCCGACAGGGACUCCAGUGCCGAGGAGGCAGACGAGCCUGACUCCGAUGACUCCUCGGAGAUGGAUGAGAGCGAGUGCGAGCGCCGGAGAAAUGAGUGCCUGGACAAUUUAGCUAACCUCGAGCGCCAGUUCACCGUGCUACGCGAGCAGUUGUACUCGGAGCGCAUGAAACAUGUAGAGUACCAGCUCACCGAGGUCAGGGGCGGGCGCUCGCAGGAGUACCUCGGGCCUCUGCGGCGGCUGCAGGACAACAUGAGAGUCAGGAUCGAGGUGGCGGGCAUCCUGAAGCAGAUGCGCAUAGAGAAUAUCAAACAUAAGUACGAGGCGGAGGAGCAGGCGGCACAGCAGCAUUUUAAGAGUGAAAAAUGGCUGAGCUACGAGUCACUGAAAGAGGAGGUCCUCGAGAAAAUCCGUCGGCUGGAGGAGGAACGUCACACCGUAGACCUCUGGUCCACGGGGCCCGAAUGGGGGCGCAAACGGCGUCGGCGUCAACCAUAUUUAUUAGAAAUAAUCCGUCGGCUGGAGGAAGAACGUCACACCGUAGACCUCUGGUCCACGGGGCCCGAGUGGGGGCGCAAGCGGCGUCGGCGGCAAGUUAGUUUAAUUCUCUGUUUUAUCAACCCUUAUCCAUAUUAG